AUGUGUGGAAUUUUACUUAAAGUAUCAAAUAAACCAUUGGAUAUACCAUCAUGUAUUCCACAACCAUUAAGACAAACUGAUAAUGAUCAAAAAACCAACUCUAAUCAACAUCAACAACAACAUCAACAAUGGGAAACCUUAGAUAAAGCCAUUAUUGAAUCAUUUUUAAAUAAAGGAUCGGAAUUAAAACCAUUAACUAAUCAACAAAUUUAUAAAUUAAAUAAUUUAUCUCAUUUAAGAGAAUUAAAUAAUCAAUUAUCGAAACUUAAAAAUAACGUGAAAAGAUUAUCAUCAGAUUUAGAAUAUCAACGACAAGAACAAAUUAAACAAUUACAAACAGAAAUUGAUUUGAUCUCUAAAGAUUAUGAUGAUGAUGAUAAUGAUGGGUUAGAAAUUGAUAGACAAAAAGGAGAAGGAGAAGAUGAUUUGGAUCAAUUGAUUUAUAAUAUAUCUAAUAGAGGUCCAGAUUAUUUGAAUUUCAGUCAAUUCAAUACCACUACCAAUAAUGGAGAUGAAUUUCAUUUCCAAACAUUUCUGGCGAUAUUAUCCUUACGACAACCAUUUACAAGACAACCGAUUUUCAAAGAUCAAUUUGUUUUACAAUUCAAUGGGGAAUUAUAUAAUCAAGAAUGUUUACAAAUUAAUGAUACCCAAUUUAUAAUUGAUAAAUUACAUGAACAUUUACAAGUGAAUGAUAAUAGAAAUAAUGCAAUUUUAUCAACUUUAAAAUCUCUUAAUGGAGAAUUUGCCAUAAUUUUAAUUGAUUUAUUGGAAAAUAAAAUUUAUUUUGGUCGUGAUUCUAUUGGUAAACGUUCAUUAUGUUAUAAAUUGAGUGGUGGUGUCAAAAAUAAACAACUUAUUAUUAGUUCUGUAUCAAAUAAAGGAUUUAUUGAUUGUGAAAAUAUAAUUUAUGAAUAUAAUUUGGGUUAUAAUACAUUAGCGAAACAUAAGUUACAUGAAUUACCAAGUCAUGCCAAUAUAGAAAGUGGUGCUAUAAAAGAUGAAGAACAAUUAGUGAAAAACCUCUAUGAUGAAUUGAAGAAAUCUAUAUGGAAACGACAAGAUUCUAUUCAUCCUUUAAUAGAAGACAACAAUCAAGAAAGUAAAUUAGCCGUUUUAUUUAGUGGUGGAUUAGAUUGUACUAUAAUUGCCAACAUAAUAUGUCAAUUAUUCAUGGAACAGAAUACCACCACUAAAACACCAAUUGAUUUAUUGACAGUCGGAUUUGAUAAUCCUCGUACUAACCAAAAAAGUAAUGAAAGUCCUGAUAGGAAAUUAGCCAUUAAAUCAUGGUUUCAUUUAAAUAAACAAUUCCCAUUAUUGAAUUUACAAUUGAUUGAAAUUAAUGUUGAUUAUAAAUCUUGGUUAUUACAUAAAAGUCGAGUGAAAAAAUUGAUGUAUCCAUAUAAUACAGAAAUGGAUCUUUCUAUAGCAAUUGCAUUUUAUUUUGCUUCUAGUUGUUUAAAAAGUAUUACUUCGAAAACUAUAUUAAGGGAUAAACAAAUUGAUUGGGAUACAUUCAUUCAAUCACCAAAUAAAUAUAUUACCAAGAUUGAAAAUUAUGAAUCUAAAGCAAAAGUAUUAUUCAGUGGAUUAGGAGCCGAUGAAUUAUUUGCUGGAUAUUCUCGUCAUGAAGCCAUUUUCAACAAGAAAGAAAAUAUCACUAACGAUAAUACUAAUCUACUUUAUGAAGAAUUACAAGAAUCAUUAAAUUAUGAUAUAUCAAUUAUUCAUCAACGUAAUUUAAGUAGAGAUGAUCGAGUCAUUAGUUGUUGGGGUAAAGAAUUACGUUAUCCAUAUUUAGAUGAAAAUUUCAUUGAUUGGGUUAUUCAAAAUAUUCCACCACAAUUAAAAUUCAAAUACAAGUAUGAAUAUUCUACUACUACUACUACUACUACUCCUCCUACUACUACUACUCCUACGGUUUCUACCAAAAAGUCUAAUAAAAAUAAAUUAACUUUCAUACCAACAAGGAAAUAUAUUUUAAGACAAUUAGCUAAUUAUUUACAAAUGUCAUAUGUAUCAAUAGAACUUAAACGAGCAAUUCAAUUUGGAGCCAAAAGUGCUAAAUUAGAAAUUGGUCAAAAUAAAACCAAAGGUACUGAUAGUCUAUAG
This is a messenger RNA of Candida albicans SC5314, 2115 nucleotides long. Its product is annotated as putative asparagine synthase. Gene Ontology annotation, molecular function: asparagine synthase (glutamine-hydrolyzing) activity. The coding region runs from base 1 to 2115 and encodes 704 amino acids. NCBI's taxonomy places the organism in Eukaryota, Fungi, Ascomycota, Pichiomycetes, Serinales, Debaryomycetaceae. The record is from RefSeq and is a predicted model, not a curated record. The transcript has a single exon.